Molecule: messenger RNA, 3315 nt
Organism: Esox lucius (northern pike)
Lineage: Eukaryota; Metazoa; Chordata; Actinopteri; Esociformes; Esocidae
Product: zinc finger protein 2-like
Exons: 4
Coding region: 413-1204 (263 amino acids)
Biological process (GO): regulation of cytokine production; negative regulation of transcription by RNA polymerase II; regulation of immune system process
Cellular component (GO): nucleus
Source: RefSeq, a predicted model, not a curated record
AGGUGGCAGAAUGUCAUCCAUUCCAUACACAGUGAUUUUCACUGUUGUUGUGUGUUUGGGCGGAGUAGAAAGCCAGCAAUACGUGCAAUUAUUAUUUCGGCCACUGUUAUUUUAGAAAUAUUCUGAAAUUACGUGACCCGGAAGUGCCUUUUUAGACGUGGGUACAGGAGGUGGUAACGAGUGGUAAUGAAGAGAACCAACAUUUAACUUCAAAUAGCGUUGUUAUCAAAUUUCUAACAAAAAUAUAGCGUACACCAUAUUCUAAGGAACAUCAAGUUCAAGAUAACUUUUUCCCCGAUUUGGCUAAUGUUAGCCUUUUAGCUGGCUAGCUACAAUGUAUUUGUAAAGGCCUUUUAAUGCCGGACUGUUUUGCCAUUAACUGCCUUGCCUCUGUUGUCACAACAGCACGACAAUGAGUAGAGGAAGGAAAACUUUGUCGGAUGAAAUUGAGAAGAGUUUAUUUUCUCUAACUGAGGACAACUUACACCACCUGUGUGAAUGUAGUGAAAUAGCUGGCGAAGAUGUAGGAAAAGACAGCCGGCGCUCACUGCGGCGCAUAGUCCUGGAAGCGUUUUGGGAAAAAGUGGAUUCAGUGGCAUCUGAGGAGCGGGAGUUGUCUUGGUUACUUCAGCUGAAAGAGGACAUCAGAAGGAUACAGGAGGAAGAGCCUGCGGGUCCCAACCAACCCGACAACGAUGCUGCGGAUGUGGAUGGAGAUGUGUUGCUCGGCAACGUGCUGGAGGCAGACCCAGCUCCAGAAGGCCACAGACCAGAGCAGAGGGAGAAGAGCGAGGUUGGGCCCAUUCAUCUUACCACUCCUGCUAGGGGCCCAAUGCCUGGGCCAGAGGGGCCGUCUGGAUCCCUGAGGUUGACUGGAAAAACUGAAGUAGCGGGCGAGGCACCGGACGGAGGUACGACUAGUCCAAGAGAGCGACGUGGCCAAUGUGGAAUGUCUGAGAACCUUCAGCAACAGCAGCAAAAUGCUGAUGCCCCAGACACCAGUCUCUCCAAAUCCAAACAAACUGAUAAACAACUGCAGAGACCUAAAGGACGGGCAACUGACCAUUGCUGCACUCAAUGUGAAAAGAGUUUUACUCGUCAUGUGCAACUGAAAAUUCACCAGAGAAUGCAUACAGGAGAGAAACCUUACUGCUGCUCGCAAUGUGGGAAAUCUUUCAAUCAAAAAGAACUUUAUCACCUCUGAAGUUUAUCACCUGGAAUUUUGGCCAAAGAUCUUUCUUGAAACCUCACACAAAAUCUGUUUUAAUACGUUCAGUUUGAUUCCUGUAAUUAUUUCAAAGAACAUUGUUUCGAAACUAGGUGUAAAAUGGUAUUCACAAGGCAGGAGAUGUUUGAGAAAGUAAGGAAUCUCCAGAGCGUGAUGUACAAACAUAGGCACUCAGCAUCCAGUAAAUAAUUCUAAUUUGGCAGCAUACUAUAAGAUAGACAGGCAGUCUUAAAAGCAGUGGAGGAUGACAUGGUUGACUCAGUUGAGGUUGGUUAUGUUUAGAGAGAAAAUGACAGUAUGUUCAGACUGCUGAUUUGAAACCAUUGCCAUUAAUCUGACCCCUGCCAUAAAUAAAUGAUAAAAUAAACAGAAUGUUACAGCUCAACUUUGUCUAGUUAUAUCCCUUUUGUAGAUAAUCAUUAUGAAAUAUCUGAAAUAGGUGGCUCAAGAACUCAUUUAUUUACUGAUGAAUUCAGCAAAAGCGCUUUCAAACUUGGAAUUUUAUGCCUGAUUGAGGUAUGAUAGUACUUGUACUUACAGAUUAUGAGGUACAAUAGUAAUUGUAUUUACAGAUUAUGAAGUACAAUAGUAAUUGUACUUAGAUUCUACACAUACAGUGCCAUUACAGUGUCACUUUCUCCCCAUUAUGUUGGGUUACAGACUUAGCUAAAACACUUUUUUAGAAAUGUGGCAAUUUAUUGUACAUAUGUAUUCAAACACUUUAUUCAGUACUUUUUAGAAGCAAACUUUGGCAGCAAUAACAGCUUGGCAUCUUGGGUAUGCCCCUAAAAGCUUUGCACACCUGCAUUUUGGCAGUUUUUCUCAUUUUCUUUGCAAAGCUCUGUCAGGUUGAACUAUAAUCUUAAAUCCUUCUCACAGAUGUUGAAUAGAGAUCUGUUCUGGACUUUGGGUGAGCCACUCAAUGACAUUCAUAGACUGGUCAAAAAGCCACUUCAGUGUUGUCAUAUCUGUGUGCUUUGGGUUGUUGUCUUGCAGAAAGAUUAGGAACUUGUACGCAUUGUAAAAGCCAGGUGAUGAGAUGUACCUUGUCUUCACCAGUUGUUGUGCUUGGCAUUAAGGCCAAAUACUUAGAUUUUGAGCUAAUCUGACCUGGGAAUCUUUCCUAAUGCUCUCAGGGUGCUUGCGGCAGAUGUCACAUACCUUUUACUAAGGAGUCGCUUCGGUCUAGCCACUCCACCAUAAAGACUUAAUUGAUGGAGUGCUGCAGAGAUUAUCAUCUUUCUGGCAGGUAGUCCCAUCUCUGCCAAGGAACCCUGAAUCUCUUAGUGACCACUAGGUUUUUGGUCAGCUCCCUGACCCAGUUACUUCUUGUUGAUUAACUUAGUAGGGCCAACACUAGGAAGAGUGUUGGUGGUUCCAACCUUCCAUUUGAGAAUGAUGGCGGCCACUGUGUUCUUAGGGACCUUCAAUGUUACAGAAAUUAUUUGGUUCCCUUCCCCAGAAUCCGGUCUUUCACCUGUGGACUUCAUAUAGACAGGUAUAUGGCUUCCCAAAUCAUGUCCAAUCAAUUGAAUUUACCACAGGUGGACUCCAGUCAAGUUUUUUUUAGUUACAUUUUGAGUGUCAUAGCAAAGCAUCUGCAUACCGGAGCACAUAGAUCAAUGUAAAUGUGAGAUUUCGGUUUACAUUUUUUAUUUGACUUAGAAACAUGGUUUUGCGUAGUCAUUUAUGGGGUAUAAUGUAUUGAUUGAUUAGGGAAAAGAAACAAUUUGACCAAUUUUAGACUAAACCUGGAACCAAAUGUGGAAAAUGGAAAGGGGUCUGAAUACUUUCUGAAUACCCUGUAGAUAUCUAUAGAUGUAUGUUUUGCCUAGCAAAAAUUCCACAGUCUGAAAGGAAGUGAAUGUUGGCCAACACGUUUAAUCAAUGCAAAACAAUUCCAUAUUUUAUGCAACACAGACAAAUGCUUCCCUUUUUCAUUCAGCAGCUUCUUUUCCCUGUAACAACAAAGUGAGACAUUUUUUUUAUGAGGAAUAAUGCUAAAAACUUCAUAUAGUAAACUAAGAUAACCUUAAAACCCCUAACUGAGUAGAAAAAGUCACCAUUGUGAUCACAUUCUGAACAUG